UCAGGUUUGUUUGUAAAUUGGCAUAGGGCUAAUUGAAGCAGGUUAUGGUUUCCAGCAGGUAAUGCAUGGUCUCUAGUUAGACUGGAGUGGUGUUCUUUAAGAUCAGCAGCAUUACCAGUAGUAAACUAGCUAGAAAGCAUGCAGGAGAGCAAAAACAUACUGGUUAGAGGGUGUCUUGGACAUCUUUGGUAUGAACUGCAGUUCUGCAGUGAGUGCUGACUGAAAAAGGAAUACUGAGGGAUUAGCUAAGAUGAAAAAGGCAGUUAUGGGUCAACUGUCAGGUUUGUAUUUUAUACGCCAGAUAAUUUUGGGAUUCUUGCCUUUUAGACAGUGAGGUUUGUUCACUGAACCAUUUGGUCUGUUGGAUGAAAAAGGAUAAUCUAGUUUUGCAUUUUUUUUUUUCUCCAAAACUUAAAUUGAGUGGAGACCUGCAGUUCAACUUUCUGGAAAACCUGUAGCAUAAGAAAAAAGAAAUAUAAAGGAAGAACAAGCUCAAAACUGAAAGCAUAGUACUAGUCACAAAGGCACUUGAAGUAAUUUCAGAAAGUGUCAAGUAUGUAAAAACAAAAGAUAAGCAUGAGAUCACCGUGGCACAGCUGCAUGUGUAGUCACUCUUGAAGCAAUUGCACACCUAAUUGGCAGACAAUCUUGGCAUUUUUAGAGCAACAGCCUUUUAAAGACAGGGGACUUUUUAAUGUAUGAAUAGUCAAAUAAACCUGUUGGGUGUCAUCAAUGGAGCCCUCUGGCACUGAACAGUUGUGUGAUGACCCUGAUCCUGGAGGCAAAUCCCAAGAUCAAGACACCAAAAAGCAACAUGAAUCAGAGCAAAAAUUAUCCAAAAUAACCCAUAAUGCUUUGGAGAACAUUAAUGUGAUUGGUCAAGGCUUGAAGCACCUUUUCCAGCAUCAGCGCAGGAGGUCGUCAGUUUCUCCGCAUGAUAUUCAGCAAGCUCAGGCUGAUCUGGAGCCUGACAUGGAUUUGGAAAGCCAAAGCAUCUGUGCUGACAUUGAUGGUGUCUCCACCCACCCUACAGCUCUGAACCGGGUGCUCCAGCAGAUCAGAGUGCCACCUAAAAUGAAGAGAGGGACGAGCCUGCACAGCAGGCGGGGCAAGGCAGAGGCCCCGAAGGGAAGCCCGCAGAUCAGCAGGAGGUCUGCACAGGACAUGCAGUCAGGUCGGCCCAGAUCAUCCUCGACUACAGAUGCUCCCACAAACUUGUCCGUGAUGGAGAUUGCUUCUUCUAUCUAUGUAGGUGGAGAGGAGGCCACAGCAGCAGCAAUCGAGCGGUUGGAAGUCAGCAGCCUCGCACAGACCUCCAGCGCAGUGGCCUCCAGCACUGAUGGCAGCAUCAAUGCAGACUCUGUCGAUGGGACCCCAGAUCCUCAGCGUACGAAAGUGGCCAUCACACACCUGCAGCAGAAGAUACUGAAGUUGACCGAGCAGAUCAAAAUCGAACAAACAGCCCGAGAUGACAACGUGGCAGAGUACCUGAAGCUGGCCAACAACGCAGACAAGCAGCAGAGCGCCCGCAUUAAGCAAGUGUUUGAGAAGAAAAAUCAGAAGUCGGCCCAGACCAUCUUGCAGCUGCAGAAGAAACUAGAACACUACCAUCGAAAGCUGCGAGAAAUUGAACAGAAUGGGAUCCCUCGGCAGCCAAAGGAUGUCUUCAGGGAUAUGCACCAGGGUUUGAAAGAUGUUGGAGCAAAAGUCACUGGCUUCAGUGAGGGAGUUGUGGACAGUGUAAAAGGUGGGCUUUCCAGUUUCUCCCAAGCCACACAUUCAGCAGCAGGAGCUGUGGUUUCCAAACCCCGGGAGAUUGCCUCCCUCAUACGGAACAAGUUUGGGAGUGCAGACAACAUUGCUAAUCUGAAAGACUCCUUAGAAGAAGGCCAGGAAGAUGGGACGGGAGGCAAGGCUCUAGGUGUUAUUCAGAACUUUCAGUCAAGCCCAAAAUAUGGCAGUGAAGAGGACUGCUCUAGUGCCACAUCAGGCUCCGUGGGAGCCAACAGCACAACAGGGGGCCCUGUGGGAGCUUCCAGCUCCAAAACAAACACUCUGGAUAUGCAGAGCUCAGGGUUUGAUGCAAUACUGCAUGAGAUACAAGAAAUUCGAGAGACACAGGCAAGACUGGAAGAAUCAUUUGAGGACCUUAAGGUUCGCUAUCAGAGGGAUUACUCAUUAAUAAUGCAGACUCUGCAGGAGGAGCGGUACAGAUGUGAAAGACUGGAAGAGCAGCUCAAUGACCUGACUGAGCUCCACCAGAACGAGAUCCUUAAUUUGAAGCAGGAGCUGGCCAGCAUGGAGGAGAAGAUCGCCUACCAGUCUUACGAGCGAGCCCGGGACAUCCAGGAGGCACUGGAAGCUUGCCAGACCCGCAUCUCCAAGAUGGAGCUGCAGCAGCAGCAGCAGCAAGUGGUGCAGCUGGAGGGGCUGGAGAAUGCCACAGCCAGGAACCUUCUGGGGAAGUUCAUCAACAUCCUCCUGGCUGUCAUGGCUGUCCUCCUCGUCUUCGUCUCCACUGUGGCCAACUGCGUGGUGCCCCUCAUGAAGACUCGCAACAGGACGUUCAGCACUUUAUUUCUCGUGGUUUUCAUUGCCUUUUUGUGGAAGCACUGGGAUGCCAUCACCGGCUACUUAGAACGGUUCUUGUCUCCCCCCAGAUGAUGGUGGCAGGACCUGGCUGCAUCCUCCUCCUCCCGGCGCUCUCGGUGAGCAAGCGUGGCAAAGAUUAGUCAGCAGCUACUCUGCUGAAGUUUUAAAGUGUCCGAGUGAAUUUGUUUACAUUUAGAAUAAUGUUUUUUCUCUGCGAGAUGCAUUGCAAUAGUAUUUUUUAGAUUUUAUUCAAGAACUCUUUUUUGGCGAGAAUCCUGGAUAAUUUUUAUGUAGCAUGGUUCUCUUUGGAUGCAAAUCUUAAGAUUCUCUGAAGUGUACAAAAGAAAUAAAUAAAAUGCAGAAAUUUGGAGCAUACCAAUGGGCAAUUCAAAUUGUGGCUUGAACUACUGUACUAAACCUGUCAGGAAGAAGUGAACGUGAUUAGCUUGAGAGGAGCAAAGCUAAAUCUAGUGCACAGCCUUGAGUGAUGGUACCACAGCAAACCUGUAACACUAAACUUUUACUGUGAAGUCUGCUCACAUUCCAUGUCCAAAUGUAUGCGUUCAGAGUGGUUUCUUUCCUUAACAAGAGAACAACAACGUGUGGAUCUCUUCCCCAGCCCAGCGUCUGGGUUCGCCGUUUGUGCUGACCUGAUUUACUGUAACUUUCUAUAAGGCUGGCUAACUUUGCUAAGCAUAUGAAGUGGAAGCCUCAUGCCAUACGUAGUAACUGCACAGCUGUGCUACAGUAUUUUGAAGCAGUCCUUGAAAUACUUAUCUUUAAGUAGAAGCCCUUGGUCGCACUUUUAAGGUUUUUUUUAUAUAUGUAUAUUCACAGAUUUAAAAAAAUCCGAACAGCAUACUUGAAGAGUGUAAUACUCAAACUCUCAGUGCUUCCUUAUUGUUUCUAAUAGGAUUUUUUUAUUAUAAUAAUUAUUAUUAUUGGGGUGUGUUUGUUGUUUUUUUUUAAGGGAUUGGGAGGGUCAUUACUUUUUUUUUUCCUUUUAAAUAAAGAAGUGAUGUUUUUAAAUGAAGAAAUACGUGAAUAAUUGUGAGCCGUCUUGUCCUGAAACAGUUUUGAGGAGGGCAGAGAGUAGUUUCUAGUGCCAGCUUGUCUGGAGCACAGUGCUGUCCAUAUGCCAUGUAUCUGUCCUCCAGAGCAUACAGAUGCAGCAUCAUGAAAAACAUCUUAUCUUCUCCACACAUUUUUGUCAUGCAGGGCUUUUUUUCCUCACUGUGAAGGAGAGUAUGUUUAUAUUUCUCAUUUGCAUGUCAUCUCUCAUUCCUGGCCUCAGGAUAAGGAAUUUAUUUUUCAUCCCUUCCUACGGAAAAGACAGGUUCUUUUAAGGAAAGAAAUACUGAAUCAACAGUCUACUUAAAAGAAUGGUUGUCUCAGAAAUAGCUCUCAUUUAAUUUUUAAAUAAACCCCUAAAAAGUGAAACCAAAGUUUUCCUGCUGUCAGGCUCUGGUAAGAUCAUUUGUGUGUCUGUCUGUACACUGUACCUGUGUGCCAUCAAGAGCAUCCUCUUCUUCAGCCAUGGGGCUGAGUACUUGGUGUAGAAAACUUUCACAGCUCUACAGGAAAUAGCAGCUUCAAAUGUGCCUCUGAAGUCCUAGCAACGUGCUGUUGCUGGUGACUUGUUGGUACUGGUGGGCUGGCUUCAUGUCCAAGGAAUCAGCGUUCACUCUGUGCUCUUUUGUUUGUCCCUUUUGCUUUAAUGAAGCCAAGAUUCAACCUCCAUCUCCAAGAAAUAAAAAAAACCCUCCAGGAUUCUCUUUCAAAACCAUGUAUGAUGUUUAGUUAGAUCUUACUGUUUUCCUUUUUCAGGCUUAAAUUCCCUCUAGGAACCAAAUGUUGCCCAAGUGACCUGAAAUCAUACAUGUACAUACAUGGAACACGUACAUCAUAUAUAUAUAUACACACACGGAAGCCUAGGACUUAAUGCAAUUCUGGGUUCUGAGAAAUUCCCUCAAACUAGGUAACAGCCUUGAGGGUCUUCUGAUAAGCAGCAGAGGGCUUGCCAUCCUUCUUCCUUCAAAGAUUCUGUCUAUUUUUUCCAUAGUCACAGGAAACUCAGGUACCCUUCUCCCCAGGGAUCCCAGCACACCUCUCUUUGUCACCAUGUUCACUAAUCUGCUCCUGUCCUACUUAAAAUGCAAAUUGCCAAUUGCAACUGACUCAAGCCAAAAAUAAUCAUGCUUUCUACAGAGUUGCAGAGAGAGCAAAGAUUGCAUAAGCAUUCCCUCCUUAGACCAUGCUUCUAGCUCCAGCAAAACUCUUCUGUUUACCAUGGUUCUCUGAUGAAUUCAAAUGACGUGGGCAACCAGCGCCAUCCCAUUACAUAGUUUGUGUCAGAAACAAAGGUGUCAGUAACCAUAAGAACUGAAUUGGCACAGAAUUGAGAAGCUUUGUUGCCUUUAUUUCUGGACCCUGGCCUUUGCACCUCUUUUUUUUCUCAGUUCUGAUGACACUAGAAUUGCUCGUGGUAGGUUUUUAUGUGGUGAAAGCAGGAAGGAGUUGAAAGCCAAUGGAUCUGGACACUCAGUGCCACUUGUCCGUGGUAUUUGAAAGAAGUGUUUAUCCCUCUUUAUAUCCUAAUUUCAUUUAGAAUCUGAACUCUGUGUUGUCUUCAGUAAAUACCAUUUGCUAAUUUGCCAGAAGGCACAGGCUUAAUAGAAACUUAUCACCUCAAAACUGUUUGGUGAAGGCCACGUACAUAUGGUUGUGGACAAUGUCUGUCUGUCUGUCUCUUUCUCUCUCGGCAGUUUCUUCCAUUCCAGAAAGUUGUCUGCAGUAAUGCCACAUGAUGCUGCAUCCACUUUUCAUAUCCUAACACAACUGCCAUGUGUUUUGCCUUUUGCAUUAGCAGAACUUUGUGGGGUUUUCUUCCCUCUUCAGUUUGAAGGUCUGUGAUGAUUUCUGAUAGCUUAACAAUAAUUAUACUGUUGGAAAUGUGAUUCUAGCUUUAAAGCUCCCUUUCCUUGUAAGUGGUUGUGUUUGCUUUCUUGAUGAAGCAUCUCUGGAUGACUUGUAGAAGACAGUUCCCACCAUGGGUGUAAGUGUGUGUGUGAGUACCUUGUAUUGGCCUUCCUUAUGGAGGUAAACUUCUUAGUGACCAUCUCUGAGUUGCAGAAUGUUUCCCAAAACAUUUCAUAUUCAGAGUUGAAAUUAUUCUGAAGUUGCUUAGGUAUGUUUAGCACGUAUCAACUUGGCAUAUAAAAAGGGAAGAAUAUAAUGGACUGUGUUAGUUUAAAAAGCAGCAGCUCUUCCUUGAAAUUCUAUGGUUCAAAUGAAGUUUAUCUGUUUCCCCCAUUUGCUUUCUCAGUGUAAAGAAGAAAAUCUUAAUGCAAAAAAUAUUUACAUGUUUAAAUUUUGUGAAGUUCUCUUUUCUCUCAGCCUCAUUAGGUUAGUUUAAUGAUACUGAGCAUGCUCACAGCAAUUAUUUCAUUGGUUUAUUCCAAUCCCGUGAGUUCUUAAAGUUUGAUCAGAUGAAAUGUUGAGUUCUGUACAUGUUGCACUGGGACAGAAAAGCACUGUCUUUCAGCUUUGAGAAUAUGCAUUUUUUUAAUUAAAAACGCAGCAUUAUAACAAAAGAAGCCAAGCUACAAAAAGGUUCAAGAUUGGGUAGUUUUGCCAGUUUUUAAAUGAAUUCUGAACGUGGCUAAAGAGUUUUAAACCCUGUGUGUCUGUGUUGUGUAUGCCAGGUGGUAUAGUAGUAGGCAAUUGACUUAGCUGUAAGUGUGUUUUUAAAGUGUAAAAAAAAAUAAACAGAAAAACUCACUUGCACGGGUUGAAAAGUACAGAAAUGACACUUGUGAACGUAACACUGUAGUUUAUAGAUCUUAAGCUGCUAAUUGUUGAGAGAGAUUUACAUUUGUCUUGUCUGAUUGUUGCAGAUUUAUCUGUGACACUUUUACUGUAUAUAAAAAACUUUAAAUAAAGACCUCAGCUAUUAA
Messenger RNA from Apus apus (common swift), 6548 nucleotides. RefSeq names its product transmembrane and coiled-coil domain family 1 (gene TMCC1). Gene Ontology annotation, cellular component: endomembrane system. The coding region runs from base 733 to 2664 and encodes 643 amino acids. The record is from RefSeq and is a predicted model, not a curated record. Gene Ontology annotation, biological process: endosome fission; membrane fission; endosomal transport. Lineage: Eukaryota; Metazoa; Chordata; Aves; Apodiformes; Apodidae. The transcript has 5 exons.